UAAUAUAUUCAGUUCGAUAAUUUCUAUUUUCUUUUCUACAUGCCAUGUUAUAGAACUAAAAGACAUAACUUCUUAUGUAAAAUUUAUUUUAUAAAUCAAAGAAAUUUUACAAAAAUAUGUGUUCAAUAAAGCAAUUAAACGCGACAAAACAAUAAUAUGGUAAACCGAAUAAUUCGGCCGAAUAUCCGUUUCGGUAAAGGUUAAACCGAAAAGUAUUCGGUUGUUCGGUCAAGCCACUAUUGGGCGUGUCUUUAAUACAAACGUAUGGGGAGCCGUAUAAUAUAUAUUUAUUUGUUAGGUUCGUGGCAGAAGCCCACCGCUGGGUUGGGCGCGGCGGCGGCCAUUGACCCGCGUCCCUCUCAACACAACUUCUCUACGGUGGCGGUGGUGCCGGUGAGCGAUGAUGUACCGCUCACUGCAUUCACUUACGAGCUAUACCACUCACUGUGCGCUAUAGGUCCCACAGUUCGUCUCACAUCGGACGUGAUAAGGAAACUGCUCGGGCUCACUAUAAUGGACCCUAACAACGAAUACAGGCUGAGCUCAUGGCUCGCGCAGCAAGAAGAUAAGCACAAGGUGGCGUUAUAUCAGUGUGAUCCGAGCCUAACUCAGUGGACGCAGCGUUGUAUACGUCAAGCUGACUGCAUAUUAAUAGUGGCAUUGGGUGACAAGCAGCCAAGUAUCGGCAGGAUCGAGAAAGAGAUAGAACGUCUCGCGAUCCGUACUCAGAAGGAGUUAGUGCUGUUGCGUCGCGAGGGUGGUCCGAAUCCCUCCGGCACAGUACAUUGGUUGAAUAUGCGGUCUUGGGUGAGCCAACAUCAUCAUGUACGAUGUCCACAUCGAAUGUUCACUAGGAAGAGUCAGUAUAGAAUUGUAAGUAUUCAACUCCUUUUAUGUAUUGAGAUCGUAUAUGCAUAUGUAUUAGCAUUCUAAUAUUAUAAAGAGGAAAGAUAUGUUUGUUUGUA
Messenger RNA from Diatraea saccharalis (sugarcane borer), 965 nucleotides. NCBI's taxonomy places the organism in Eukaryota, Metazoa, Arthropoda, Insecta, Lepidoptera, Crambidae. The record is from the annotation of a GenBank genome assembly.